Messenger RNA from Drosophila teissieri, 2200 nucleotides. RefSeq names its product surface protein. The coding region runs from base 88 to 2133 and encodes 681 amino acids. Lineage: Eukaryota; Metazoa; Arthropoda; Insecta; Diptera; Drosophilidae. The transcript is spliced from 2 exons. The record is from RefSeq and is a predicted model, not a curated record.
CCUUUCUAACACUUUCAAGUAUUUCAGCAUUACAUUUUGUUGCUAUGAUUUUGUAUAUUUUCUAGAAUUAAACCGUUACUCCACAUAAUGGAUAUACCCGAGCCAGUUGGCCCAACAAUAGAGAAGGAUUGCGAAGAGGAGCACACGUCAUUUCAGGCCCAGUUCAUGUCUGAUAGGUGGAGGCAUUAUAUGCCACACAUGCGCUUCAGACAUAUUGUGCUUUACAGGAAGGUUCCCCUGCAGAUGAAACUGAAGCUCGCCCUCGAAAGAAAUAUCGGUCCUCAUGCCCACAUAAUAGUUGGCGAUACCGUCUACAAGUGCCAGGUGCUCGUAUUCCGCAUCUACUGCAAGGGGUUAUUCAAGAACCUUAAAAAGGGUGAUGUAGUCAAGUUUCCCGAUGGCGCACUGAGCAAUGAAUUCUUUGAAUUGGCCUAUGCCUGGAUGACUAGUAAUGAGGUGCAUUGUCCACGAGAUAAGCUGCUGGAUUUCCUAGGCGCCGCAAGUUUUUUGCACUGCAUUCCCUUGAUCAAGCGCGUCUUUGAGAAACUUAACGACCAUAGAAUCCACUCCGAGUUGGCCUCAUUUAGUUGCUUUUUGAAGGCCAGAGACAUGGGUAUUACCCAAAUGGCCGGUAUGAUGCUGUCCAGGGUGAGCAAGUCCUUCCUCGUCCUGGUGUCCAAUGGACAGUUCCUCCAGCUGGAUAUCGAAAGCGCGUGCACUCUGCUGAGUUCCAGCUUUUUGGCUGUGCAAAACGAGAUUGAGAUUUUUUAUUCAGCUCUGCUCUGGCUAAUAUCAAACUAUCAGAUACGCAAAAAGUACAUUCCCCGUGUCUUCGGAUUGGUAAGAUUCCAUAUGAUGCCGUCCGCAUUUCUUCUUAAAUGGACGAAAAUUCUCAAAGAUCUGCGACCAGAACUUUCGGAUUUCCUAUGCCACCAUCUACACAAUGCUAUGCUGCGCCAGCAGGAAUAUUAUAUGGACAUCUUCAGGUCACAAUAUUUGGGAAGCGACAAUCGCAGAUGGAUUAUGGAUCCAAAGUGUCCUUAUGCAGACUCGCUCAAUGCAAACCAAUGCAUCCAUCUCUCCCCAAAAGUAUUUAUCAGCUAUCUGCAGCGAAUCCAAAACUCGCCUGAUGGUUUUAUAGCUCGAUUGAUAUUACUGGAAUCUAUGGAACAUGCUGAGAAUGUGUUUUCGGAAGAAGACGGUGAUGGUGAUGAAAUGACGAUUAACGAACCAUCCACAACGAAAACGUACACAGAUGAUUUGGAGGAGCAACCCCAUCUGGACUCUGAGAUAUCUACAAAUGCCGAAUACGACGAUUUCUACCCUGAAGACAUGGAAUCAACCAAAAGUGAUGAUAGUUAUUACAGUGGCACUAAGACUAGCAAGUCCAGAACGCGAAGCAUUGCCGGAGAAGAUAACUUUGCUACGGAAGGUACAGACUCUCUCGAAGAUUUUGAUUUCGUUAAAGAUGAAACAAAAUCGGAAUAUAAUACCUUUUUGGCAAGGGAAAAGAUCUUUUAUAGAUUGUCUGCCGGUGGAAUUGCUAACUUUAAUAUCGAAUCUGAUUCUUAUUCGGAUGGUAAUGAUGAUCGAUCUCAGAAUUCCUCUACAACCUCCUCAACAACCUCGUCGACAGAUUCCCUUACGGACUGCGAGAAAGAGUUUGUUCACAGUACUGUAGCAGAUUCCCCAGCAGAUUCUCCAGCAGAUUCCACAGCAGAUUCUCCAGCAGAUUCUCCAGCAGAUUCUCCAGCAGAUUCUCCAGCAGAUUCUCCAGCAGAUUCUCCAGCAGAUUCUCCAGCAGAUUCUACAGCAGAUUCUCCAGAAGAUUCCUCUGUAAAUUUAUCUGCAAAUUCCCCUGCAGAUUCACCUGGAAUUUUACUUGCAGAUUCCCCUGCAGAUUCCAGUGAAAGAUUUUUCGCGGACUCCUCCACAUGUUUUGCGGGCGAUUCCGAAUGGGAAUCCGUUGAAGAUUCCAAUGCCGACUCCCAUCCCGAUUCCACUGCAGAAUCCGCCACAGGAUACACCACGAGUUCUGCAGGAUAUUCCGGUACAGGUUCUUCGGCUUAUUCCCGAACCGAUAGUAUAAGCUCUGAGGUAUACGAAAGGGAUUAUUUAUUCGAAUAUUUCUGAGAUAAAUGUUAUACUGUUAAAUUAUAUGUUAUGCUUAAAGUACAUUUUUAUUUAAUGCCUACAGUUA